Messenger RNA from Seminavis robusta, 2154 nucleotides. The record is from the annotation of a GenBank genome assembly. Lineage: Eukaryota; Bacillariophyta; Bacillariophyceae; Naviculales; Naviculaceae.
AUGACCUUCCCCCUGACCCUGCUCCUGCCGCUGUUGGCGCUAGUACUGAUAUCCCCAUUUGCCAGUGCCUUUUCCAGCAAUGGCAUUCCUCUGAACGUACAGCAGCAGCACUCGAUGAAUGGGGGCAGAAGAUGGCGAUCUGACUUUGCCUCUCCUGCCAAUCAACGACAUCUUUCUGUGAUCAAUACCAGAAGACAACGACGAGAUCUUGUCAGAAUACAAAGCGGCGAAGAAACGAGCUCUUGGAAGGAAGGCGAAUCUAUGGCAGCCAUCGUACAACGAAUUCGGUCCUUGCUAACCGACACUACCCGAAAGGUCAUCCAAUGGUGCCACCGUCCAUUUACCCAAGCACAGCAAUGGGCCAUCUUGCUGGUGUACUACUUUUUCCAUUUAAUGGUCCUCAGUCAACAUAUCAUUCUCUUUCCAUUUCAACUCAUACCCAACAAUAAGGGACAUUUCUGCUUUCUGGGAUGGGAUUCAGUGGCAGGCAUGAUGUUCUUGGCUAUUUUUGUGGCGCUCAAAAAAGGAUCUUUGUUUCAAAAUCCCUGGCAACAACUCAUUGAUCACAUCUCAACAAAAUCAUCAGUGCCAUCAUCGCCAUCACCACCAUCAUCAUCACUACAAGCCACUACUACUAGCACGACAGCAGAUACAAAACAAUCGAAAGACAAGGCAGAAAUGGAUGACAUUGUCUCCCAAGUUCUAGAAAAGUUACCCAGAAAUGUUGGACUGCAAAGAACCAAACCAGCAUCACCGGAUGACACUGAAAAAGAAGAACAGUUCAUUGAAGUGCUGCCAGGCACUCGUUCUUCCACAAUAAAUUCCGACAAGAACAGCACACAAGAAUCCAAGGAACAAUCCACUUCUCCCAAUGUCACUGCAGCAACCACAGAAUCAUCACAACCAACAACAACAACGCCUGCAGCAGUCCCAUCCUUGUCUUAUAAUGCAUCACAGAUAAUGUUGGAGAAUGAUGAGACCACCACUGCAACUACCAACACAACAACAGUGCUGCAGCAGUCGGACAUAGCAGAGGUGACCAACAACACUGGCACUUCUUUUACCCCUAGUGCUGCUGCUGCAACUGCUACUACCGAGGACUCGUCUUUUACACCAUUUCCACGCUUGGAUGCAAUCUCUCAGCAGAUCAGUGAUGCGAUUCAGCAACAAUUUGACAAUACCAUGACCUUUUUCGCCAACAUGUCUAAUAGUGUCAACACUAAUGACAACAACAACAACAAUACAACAAAAUCCAUCACGCAACAGCAACAAGGAGGACUGGGUGCAGGAGCAGACUUGUUGGCCAACAUGACAGUCGCGGAUCGACGGCGGAUCCUCACCAAGGGGUCCGUCACGCUAGCCAUUUAUCUACUCGUCCAAACGUAUUUUGCAACGGCACGGUUUUCCUUUUUCUGGGAAGAUACACUCUAUGCCAUGGCCGGGGUCGGAUUCCCAAUGACGGUGGCCAUGCAUCGAUCCUUGUGCGUCUUGUUGGGGCAUUUGACAUGGGUGGGUGUGGGCAGUGCCAUUUUGGGGAUUGUGCCACGACCACGCUUUUUUGGUCGGACUACCAAAUGGUACCGGCAAACAAGUAUUUGGAACAAUGGUAGUGAUAGUAGUAGUGGAGACAGCAACAACAACAAUGACGACGAUACGAGUGCAACGACAACCACAACACGAAAGAAGAAUAACACCUGGAUUUGGUGGAUCAUUGGGGGCUACAGUGUAUCCGCGUGGUUCUUCAACAUGGCCGACUUUGUGAACUUGUACACACUGCCACAACAAGUUUUGGAAGAGGCCAUUCUGCAAGAAGGAGUUGUCACGCAACUGAUCAACCCCGAAAACAAUGAUUUUCUGGCCAGUCUGGUGGGGUACAUUGCUCCGUGUUUGUCCGCGCCCUGGUGGGAAGAAAUCCUCUACCGAGCCUUUUUCUUUCCUGCCUUGUCGCUGUUCUUCCCCGUGUGGGCCAGCGUCCUCAUUAGUGGCGUCGUUUUUUCGGCGCAUCAUUUAAGCUUGACGGCCGCUCUGCCGCUGGCCGUUCUGGGAUGGACGUGGGCGGGCCUCUACAUGGCCAGCAACAAUCUAUGGACAACCAUCGCUGUGCAUGCCCUGUGGAAUAGCCGCGUGUUCUUGUCCAGUUGGCUGGGAGUAUAG